This is a messenger RNA of Ornithorhynchus anatinus (platypus), 1621 nucleotides long. RefSeq names its product cysteine and glycine rich protein 1 (gene CSRP1). The transcript has 6 exons. Gene Ontology annotation, molecular function: actinin binding; structural constituent of muscle. Lineage: Eukaryota; Metazoa; Chordata; Mammalia; Monotremata; Ornithorhynchidae. Gene Ontology annotation, cellular component: cytoplasm; Z disc; nucleus. Gene Ontology annotation, biological process: muscle tissue development; sarcomere organization. The coding region runs from base 92 to 673 and encodes 193 amino acids. The record is from RefSeq and is a predicted model, not a curated record.
CCCGGAGUAGCGGAACCCGAACCCAGCACCCAGGACCCAGCAGCCCCCAGCUCCGGACCCAGCCACCGAGCCCGCCCAUCCGACAGCCAGCAUGCCGAACUGGGGAGGAGGCAAGAAGUGCGGCGUCUGCCAGAAGACUGUUUACUUUGCAGAGGAGGUUCAGUGCGAAGGCAACAGCUUCCACAAGUCAUGCUUCCUGUGCAUGGUUUGUAAGAAGAACCUGGACAGCACCACCGUGGCUGUACACGGGGAGGAGAUCUACUGCAAGUCCUGCUACGGCAAGAAGUACGGGCCCAAGGGCUACGGCUACGGGCAGGGUGCCGGGACCCUGAGCACCGACAAGGGCGAGUCGCUGGGAAUCAAGCAUGAAGAGUCUCCUGGACACAGGCCCCUGACCAACCCCAACGCUUCCAAGUUUGCCCAGAAGGUAGGGGGCGCUGAUGGGUGCCCACGGUGUGGGCAAGCUGUCUACGCUGCGGAGAAAGUGAUUGGAGCUGGGAAGUCCUGGCACAAAUCCUGCUUCCGCUGUGCCAAGUGUGGCAAAGGCUUGGAGUCCACCACGCUGGCAGACAAGGACGGCGAGAUCUACUGCAAAGGCUGUUAUGCCAAAAACUUUGGGCCCAAGGGUUUUGGUUUUGGCCAAGGAGCUGGAGCCCUGGUCCAUUCGGAGUGAAGGAGAAGUACACCCAGCCAAGCCCAGCACGACGGAUCCUUUGGCAUUGAGCAGCUUUUCUCUCUUUCUUUCUCUCUCCCACCCUUCUUUCUUUCCACUUCUCACCAGCACCAGCAACCACAGGGUCCUGCUUUCUCCUUUCUGGGUCUCUGUCCCAGGUCUGUUGGCUCCCAAGAGCUAGCAAGCUGACACUAGCUACACGUGAUGGUGGGCUGCCCAGCAUGGGUGGGAGAGGGGGUUGGCCACUGAGGGCAGAUUGGGGAGCAGGCCAGGAGCCUCCUUUCCAGUGUUGGUGGAAGAGGGUUGAACCACUAGCCCUCUGCUUACUGGCCCUCUGUGCUGCUGUUUCUGCCCAUCUGUUUCCCACCUCCCCCACUGGCCAAGGGUCAGGGAGAGAGGGGGACUGGAAGUGGGGAGAUGAGGACGGAUGAAGGAGGGUGAGAGAAGCAUGAUUUCAGCGGCCGGGGAAAGAAGAUGCUCUGAGGGAGGAGGAAGGGUUCUUUCUGGGUACAAUGGAGGGGUGGCUUUCAACUCCCUCUUGGUCAACGGGCUCCACUUGCUGCCCAAGACCACUCACACCCCUAGGGUUAAGAGAGAAGCCUCUGGUUUACUGAAGAAAGUUCCCAUCAUCCCCUGCAGGUUCCCUUCCAUCUCACACCCCAGGGAAGAUUCCCCUCCCUCCAUUCCAACACACACAAAGGAGCCAGAGCUUGGCCUCAUUUGCCCGGAGGAGAAGUUCUGGGGUUUGGCAGGGAGGGAGUCAGUUUCCUGCUUCCCCUCCCUCCCAGCACACCCACACCUUGGGGCACAGAGAGUACAGGGGUGUCCAUGCAGACCUUACACAAACAGCAAGAACAACACUAAACUGAUGGAUCUACUGUACAGGCCACGGACCCAGGUUGCACUCAAGUCCAUCUCCUAUACUGCCAAUAAAGCUAUUAGAAACCA